Cucurbita pepo subsp. pepo (vegetable marrow) is the source of this 1352-nucleotide messenger RNA. The record is from RefSeq and is a predicted model, not a curated record. NCBI's taxonomy places the organism in Eukaryota, Viridiplantae, Streptophyta, Magnoliopsida, Cucurbitales, Cucurbitaceae.
UUUGCUUUCAUGAUUUUCAUAAUGAUGUCUCAUUCCGAACGAGUUUAGUUUCUAGCUCAUAUCUACUCUCAUCGUUUUUUCUCUAUCUAUUUUUCCAGAAGAAGAAAGUAGCUGGGGCAAAAAACUCGAGGGACGACUCUGUGGACGUAGUCCAGGCUCUGCAUCAUUAUUCAGUGGCUGAAGUUGACAAUAUCGUUUAUAAUCUCUUUGAUGAUGCCCAUGUGAAGGCUGAGGAUGGGGAGGACGAUUAUAUAUGCAGAAUUGUUGAAAUGUUCGAGGCUGUUGAUGGACAACUAUAUUUCACUGCACAAUGGUAUUAUAGAGCUAAAGAUACUGUUGUGAAAGACCAUGCUCAUCUCAUCAAUGACAAGCGUGUUUUCUUUUCAGAAGUUCGGGACGAUAAUCCAUUGGAUUGUCUCGUUAGGAAGCUAAAUAUAGCUAGAAUACCUCUAACUAUGGCCACGGAUAAGAAGAAAAAGUGUCUUCCAGUGUGUGACUUCCACUGUGACAUGUUAUACUUGCUACCAUAUUCUACGUUCGUUAAACUGCCAGCAAGUGAGAAAAGGAUUGGCAGUGACACAUCAUCGACAAUUUCUUCCGAGGUUGAUACCAAUGGAGCUUGUGAAGUGAACUCGGAAAUUGGGGAUGUCACUCAAGCACAGCAAUGUUGUAAGCCUGACGUUACACUCCUCGAUUUGUAUUCAGGAUGUGGGGCUAUGUCGACUGGACUGUGCUUAGGAGCCAAUUUGUCUGGGGUGAACCUAGUCACGAAAUGGGCAGUUGAUAUAAAUCAAUAUGCUUGUGAAAGUGUAAAGUUCAAUCACCCCGAGACAGAGGUGAGAAAUGAAAUGGCCGAGGAUUUUUUAUCAUUGUUGAAAGAAUGGGAAGUGCUUUGCAAAUAUUUUUCUUUGGUAAAAAGUAAAGAGCCACAACAGAAGUACAUUGAUCUUUUUGCUAAUGAUGAUGAAGAGGAAGAAGAAGAAGAGGAAGAUGAAAAGAGUGAAGAUGAUGGAGAAGUGUUUGAAGUAGAAAAAGUACUUGCAAUAUGCUAUGGCGAUCCCAACGAAACUAAAAAGCGUGGAUUGUUUCUUAAGGUGAGAAAUGAAAUGGCCGAGGAUUUUUUAUCAUUGUUGAAAGAAUGGGAAGUGCUUUGCAAAUAUUUUUCUUUGGUAAAAAGUAAAGAGCCACAACAGAAGUACAUUGAUCUUUUUGCUAAUGAUGAUGAAGAGGAAGAAGAAGAAGAGGAAGAUGAAAAGAGUGAAGAUGAUGGAGAAGUGUUUGAAGUAGAAAAAGUACUUGCAAUAUGCUAUGGCGAUCCCAACGAAACUAAAAAGCGUGGAUUGUUUCUUAAG